AUGAGCUCUGCAGAUGACGGCUCAUGCGCAAUAAAGAACGUUAAUACUGUCUAUAACUCGCUGGUCAAUUUCAUUUCAUCUGUGGAAAAGGGUACAAGCUCUGAUGUUGCACUAAGAUUACGUCAGGUGGAAAAUUCGAUUGAGCAACUUCGCGAGUCCAUAGAUUCCAUCAGUGAUAUUUCCAGUAACGAAGAGAUUCAACGUGAAAAAAUCCGAUCGCUAAAGAAGCAAAUCGCGGCAAAGGAUAGUCUUAUUGCGUCGUUCAAGAAUGGCACAGCAAGUCCCAUGUCAAAGCAGAAGAAAAAUAUAAAAGAGGUGGAAAAGGAAACUCUUUCUGAAUGGUGGUCCGUUAAAAAAGCAUACGAUUUCGAGAAUAUUGGUUUUACUCACGACGCCAGUGAUGGCAUAAAAUAUUUGGUUUGUGCCGAUUGCGAAGUCGGGCCAGUGGGAUUUCUUUGUCCUGAAACAAAUUGUCAUUUUAUUGCUUGUAAGAGAGUGAAAUCGAUGCAGGAUGGCUCUUGA
Anisakis simplex (herring worm) is the source of this 522-nucleotide messenger RNA. The record is from the annotation of a GenBank genome assembly. NCBI's taxonomy places the organism in Eukaryota, Metazoa, Nematoda, Chromadorea, Rhabditida, Anisakidae.